AUGGCUAAAGCAAACGAAUCAGCAACGAUUGACAAAUCAGAUAAUUCAAUUGGUAAAUCACCUGCAGAAAGUUCAGUACUUGUCGUUGGUGCCGGUGGUAUUGGAUGUGAAUUGUUAAAAUCCUUAGCUUUAUGCCGAUUCCGUUCGAUUGGUGUGAUUGACCUCGACACAAUUGAAGUUUCAAAUUUAAAUCGACAAUUUCUCUUUCGUCGUGAACACGUUGGCCAACCCAAAGCUACAGUAGCAUGUGAUAGUAUCCGUCGUCUUUGUCCAUCAAUAAAUAUCGAACCAUUUCAUGGUGAUGUGAUUACCGACCCGCGCUUCGAUAUUUCGUUCUAUAAACGAUAUGAUCUUGUGAUCAACGCAUUAGAUAACGUACAAGCACGACAGCACGUUAAUCGAAUGUGUUUGUUAUGCUCCAAACCUUUAAUUGAUAGUGGAUCAACCGGUUACAAUGGUCAAGCAACAUUGAUUCUUAAAGGUCGUACGCAAUGCUAUGAUUGUAUUGAAAAGCCUAAACAACAACGAACAUACGCCGUGUGCACGAUUCGUAAUACACCAUCGCAACCAAUUCAUUGUAUUGUCUGGGCAAAAUUUCUCUACAAUCAACUAUUCGGUGAUAAUGAUGAUCCGAAUAAUGAAGAUGUUACACCUGAUGCUGAUGAUCCUGAAAAUGGUACAAAUGGACAAGAGGCAGUGAGUUCGACGACAGAAAAUGGACACCAUCGAAUCUCGACACGUGAUUGGAUUCAAGCGGAGAUGGAAGAAUUUCAACCGGUACGAAUAUUUAACAAAUUAUUCUUCGAUGAUAUUAAUUAUUUAACAACAAUGAAAAAUCUUUGGGAGAAACGGCGACAACCGAUUCCAAUUCAAUACGAACAAGCGCGACAAAUUCAAGAAAAAACUCUCAACGGUCAAAGCGAUCAUGAACAAUCGGCAACGCCGAAAUUGAAUGACCAACGUAUUCAAUCGAUCAAUGAGUAUGCUCAAAUGUUUAUCGAGAGUUUAAAUGAACUGAAACAACGCUGCGAUAAACAACGACAAGCGGCCUCAAGCAGUAAAGAACCCGCCUUUCUUGUUUGGGACAAAAAUGAUGAUGCCGAUCUUCGCUUCGUAACUGCCUCAGCUAAUUUACGUGCAUAUAUAUUUGGUAUUAAUCUCACUAGUAAAUUCGAUGUGAAGUCAAUGGCUGGAAACAUAAUUCCUGCCGUUGCGACAACCAAUGCCAUCGUUGCCGGAAUAACAGUUCUCCAAGCGCGAAAAGUUCUCGCAACUUUACCUCGUUCAUCAAAUGAUCAUACAUUAACUUCAAUCAAGCAAUUAACAAAUGUAUUUAUUUCAACAGACCGUAAAACCGGAGCGAUUAUCCAGUCAAUUCAAUUGGAAGAGCCAAAUCCGUCAUGCAUACAAUGCAGUGAUCUUGAACAACCGGUUCGUGUACGACUUAACAUGUCGUUAUUUACCUUACAUUCCUUAUAUGAACGUUUGAUACGUAAACAUUUGAAAAUGAAUAAACCGGACGUAAUUAUUGCCGAUGGCAGUGGGAGAAUUUUAGUAUCAGCUGAUGAUGACGAAGACGAAGAGAUGAUGUUGAAAACAUUAGAUCAAUUUAAAUUAAUUAAUGGAACAAUUUUACUUUGCGAAGAAGAAUAUGACGAUGAAACUAAUGAAGCAUUAUUACAACAUAUGAAGAUCAAACUAAUGUUGGAACAUACCGAUACGAUUACGGAUAAAAAUGAAUAUAUCAUCGUCGAUGAUCAAGUCAUUGGAGAAAUUAAGCAAAUCAAACAAUCGUUGAAACGAAAACAUAUCGAAGACGAUGACGAUGAUGAUGAUAACAUUCAACACUUAGAUGAUUACCAAAAUGAAAUCAAUAUUGUCAAAAAGACAAAGAAAUUAUCAACAUCGCAUGAUGAACAUAACAAUGGACCAAUGCAUACGAGUUUUGUUAUGUUAGUUGAUGAUCAAGCAUCAGCAUAA
This is a messenger RNA of Adineta ricciae, 1980 nucleotides long. NCBI's taxonomy places the organism in Eukaryota, Metazoa, Rotifera, Eurotatoria, Adinetida, Adinetidae. The record is from the annotation of a GenBank genome assembly.